UUUUAUAACCGAACUUCUGAUUGGCUAAUUCUGCAAUGUCUGUAAAUAAUCGUCAAAUUGCAGCCACCGAAACAGUUUAGCAAAGGGGAACUUUUAUCUGCCUUUUAUUCACUUCUCCCCAAAAAGCAAUGAAGAUCUUGACCUGGAAUAUUAAUGGCAUCCGUGCCGCAAAGGAAUCAGUGAAGCAGUUAUUAGACUCAUUCGAUUCUGAUAUAAUUUGUCUUCAAGAGACCAAGAUAACGCGUGAUUUACUAGAUGAACAUACUGCACUGGUCGAUGGCUACAGUUCGUACUACAGUUACGCACGGGGGAAAUCAGGCUAUUCAGGUGUUGCCAUCUAUUGUAAAGAUAGUGCAACUCCAGAGAGUGCGGAAGAAGGCUUAACAGGAUUAUUGAAUGCAGACAUUGAUGAUGGUAUCGGUUGCUAUGGAGACCAGACUGUCUUCAGCGAGGAGGAAUUACAGGCAUUGGACAAUGAAGGAAGAUGCAUCCUCACUCGUCACAAGAUAAGAGGUUCUGACAAGUUUCUGGUGCUUAUCAAUCUUUAUUGUCCUCGUGCCCCCCCAGAGAAUGAAGAACGUCAAAAGUUCAAACUUGAGUUCUACAGACUUGUUCAGAUCAGGGCUGAAGCUCUUGUGAAUGAAGGACAUCAUGUGCUAGUUCUGGGUGAUAUCAAUACCUCACAUCGACCAAUUGAUGUUGGCGAUCCAGAUGAAGAGGAUGAAUUCAUGGCAAAACCUGCUCGUAAGUGGCUUGAUCAGUUUCUGUGCAGAAUCCAUAAGGAGAAUGCAGAGGAAAAUACUGUUCAUCAGUCACAGAACUCAAAUGUUACCCAAUCACAGGAGUCAGUGAGUAGCAGUGGCAGCAGUCAGGACAGUACAAAAUCAAACGUUAAAAAAAGGCUGCCACGUACAAGAUCAGGGAAACCAAUCACAAAGGCAGUUCGAGAAAACCAUGCAGAAUAUGUGCGUCAAUUUGCUCGGACUACUCCAGGCUUAUUUGUGGAUUCGUUCAGAUAUUUUCAUCCAAACCAAGAAGAAGCAUAUACCUGUUGGUGCAAUAUGACAGGCGCAAGAAAACUUAACUAUGGGACUAGAAUAGAUUUAAUAAUGGGUGAUAAAUCGUUAGUUUUGGAGAGCUUCACAGAGUGUUACCUUAUGACGGAGGUGAUGGGUUCUGAUCAUUGUCCAGUCCGGGCAGAAUUGGAUCUCAUACUAGAAACUGCAAUGAAACCACCAUCGAUCUGUACCAAAUAUUUACAUCAGUUUGCGGCAAAGCAGAAAAAGUUAGUGGACUUUUUUUCGAUGGGUUCCAAACCACUUGUGAAAUCUCCAAUAAAAACUACAUCGCCUCGAAAGGAUAGUGCCAGAAGUGAGUCUGCUCCCACUGUUGGAACUGCAUUGGACAUUUUUGGUAAAAAGAGACCUGGAUCACUGACUCAAGUGCAGCCUUCAAAGAAAGCAAAGGUCAAUACCUCAUCAUCUGGGAAACAGACAAGUAUUUUUUCUAUGUUCUCUCAAAAAAGUAAAACAGUGAAUGAAGCAACGUCGUCUGCUGACUCAGUACGAAAAUCUCAAAUCUUGUCUGGUUCUCAGAUGAAACCUAGUAUUUGUAGCUCCUCUGUAUCUGAAAGUGCUUCGUCAAACCCGCAUGCUGAACAAGCCAAAGUGUCUGUCAAUCUGGUUGUUAAAUCUGGAAAUGGGUCAAGUAAAUCUAGUGGCAGUGCUAGCUUAUGGAAGGACAUUUUCAAAGGACCACCCCCUGCUCCUUUGUGUUCAGGCCAUAAGGAGCCAUGCUUGUUGAGAACUGUCAAGAAAGACAGUAUGAAUAAAGGACGCCAGUUCUGGGUGUGUAAUCGGCCAGAUGGGCAUGCUAAAAAUCCAGAAGCGAAGUGUGAUUUUUUCAAGUGGGUUACGAAAGAAAAGAAAGGUGCUUCAAAGUGAUAGAGCUAUUCACUGAGUAAGCCAUUCAUCCAUGCAUGUUGUGGUUUGUGUUUGUGAAAUAUCAUAUGUGCCAUUUUAUUAGUUUCAUUGUCUUGAAAACACUUGUUUCUAUGAAUCUCCACCUUAGCCGAAAAACCUAACAAACAGGAAUGGUUCUUUGAGUGGUAAAUAAAGAUUUUGAAAAAAAGUAUCCCAAAUUUCUCUUACAAUCAGUUUAUUCACAGAGAAGGUCAAGGUAGAGAUUUCACAGGCAAGGUCAAUGUAGCACCAAACAUUAAGAAUAAUCUUUUGUUGGUUGGAUUAAAAAAUGUUUAUAUCAUAUGUGCCAUUUUAUUAGUUUCAUUGUCUUGAAAACACUUGUUUCUAUGAAUCUCCACCUUAGCCGAAAAACCUAACAAACAGGAAUUUUGUUGGCUUGAUUAAAAAAAGAAUUUUCAUCGGACAUGUGUGUGCUUUAUCUUGUAAUAAAUAUUUUUGUAGCAACUGUCUGCUUUUUUCAAUUACUGCUUGCAUACACAUUGU
Molecule: messenger RNA, 2465 nt
Organism: Lineus longissimus
Lineage: Eukaryota; Metazoa; Nemertea; Pilidiophora; Heteronemertea; Lineidae
Product: DNA-(apurinic or apyrimidinic site) endonuclease 2-like
Exons: 5
Coding region: 129-1943 (604 amino acids)
Biological process (GO): base-excision repair
Cellular component (GO): nucleus
Molecular function (GO): double-stranded DNA 3'-5' DNA exonuclease activity; zinc ion binding; phosphoric diester hydrolase activity
Source: RefSeq, a predicted model, not a curated record